AUGACUGAUCACCGGAAACCGAAGAGGUUCAAAAAUCUGUUUUCAUUUUUAUCACCACUUGUAGUUUCAUCAAGUGAUAAUGUUGAUGAGGUAGAGGCUGAGAUUGGAAGUGUGAGCGUGAGUAGACUAGUGACCGAUAAUUCUGUUAAUGAUAUUGGUUUGAACUUUUCUCCAUCCAUUCCAUUAGAAGAGAGGUCUGAAAGUUUUGAUAUGAAUUCUCUUCAGCGUGAUCUGGGAUUACAGCAACCUAUAUCAUCACAUGCUAUGGAUAUGUGUGACCGUAUUCGAAAAGCUUAUGUGGUAUUAGGACCUUAUCAACCUUGCUCAAGUUUUUACCCACUUUCAUUUGAUGGAGGUCAAGCAUUUACUGUCGAUGGGUUUAAUGGAUGGAAGAAUGUUAGUUCUAAGAAAUCUGGCAUGAUCUUUCACAUGGGAGGCAUCAAUUCCCCAUAUAGUAUAGCCAUGCAUCAGUGGGAGUCAUUGAGAAACCCAUCUCAUCACAUUGAGCAAUUGAUUAGUGCACAAUCAUCGCAAGAAAUAGCAGAUAACCGACUCCGGCUUAUUACUAGUAUAGAAAGUGUAAGGCUAUUGGUACACCAAGGAUGUACUUUUAGAGGACAUGAUGAAUCAGCUAAUUCUUCUAAUUGUGGAAAUUUUGAUGCUGUUGUGAAUUCUUUUGGAAGAGUGAGUUUAGAAGUUUCUAGAGUUACAAAAAAUGCUCAUGGGAAUGCCAAGUAUACUGCUCCAAGUAUCCAAAAAGAGAUUGUAAACAUACUUGGUAACAAUGUUAGGAAAAAUAUUCGAGAUGAAGUAGGAGUUGGCAAAUUUUGUAUCUUUGUUGAUGAAGCGACAUUCAACUUUAAGAGUAUUAGAAAAGAAGAAAGUGUUGAAUUAGUGGCUGUUGGGACACUUAAGACAGGUUUAGGGCUUAAUCAGUCUUCCACUUUGCAACGAGCAAGGGCUACUCGUUGGGGUUCACAUCUUCGCUCUAUUUCAAGUCUAAUCAAGUUGUUUGGAGUUACCCGGACAACUUGUAGAAAUUUGAUUAUAAGGGGACCAAAUAAAGUACAAGAUGAAGAAUGUGGUAUUUGUAAGGCAUUGAAGCGCUUUGAUUUUGUGAUUUGCUUGCAUUUGAUGUAUGAUGUCAUGAUGAUUACUGAUUUUCUUUGUCAAUCAUUGCAAAAGAAAUCUAUAGACAUCUUGAAUACUCUCCGCUUUCUUUCACUCACAAAGUCAAAACUUCAAGAUAUGAGAGAUAAUGGUUGGGAUGCUUUGAUUAUGAAGGUCACAUCAUUUUGUUGUGAGUAUGAUAUUCUUAUUCCAUAUAUGUCUGCUUCUUACAAGAAAGACAUGAGGGCUUGUAAACAAGAUAUCACAAUUGAGCAAUUUUAUCGAGUCAAUGUAUUUUAUGUUGUGAUUGACUUUCAGUUGGCAGAGUUGAAUAGUAGAUUUCUUGAUGAAUCUGUGGAGCUUCUUGUUCUUAGUACUACAUUUGAUCCACAUGAUAACUUUCAAUCAUUUAGAAGUGAAGAUGUUCACAAUCUUGCUUUGAGAUUUUAUCCUGCUGAUUUUACUUCAUAUGAGUUGUUUGCUUUAGAUAUGAAGUGCGGGUAUUUUCUAGCAGAUAUUCAGAUGGAUUCAAGAUUUGCCAACAUAACAUCUGUAUCUGAUUUGUGUCGGCGGUUAGUUGAGUCAAGAAAAUCAGCAUUAUUUCCUAUGAUUUAUAGAUUGAUUUGUCUUGUUUUGACUAAGCCAGUUUCUACAACAACAACGGAGAGAGCAUUUUCAUCUAUGAACAUCAUAAAAAACAAACUUCGAAACAGAAUGGAAGAUGAAUUUCUUGAUGAUUUAAUGGUUUUCUACACUGAAAAAGAACUUACCAAUAGCAUUGAUAAUGAUUCUGUGAUUACAGAGUUUGAAUUGAGCGGGUCUCAUAUGGUACGUUUUAGGUAG
This is a messenger RNA of Argentina anserina (silverweed cinquefoil), 1953 nucleotides long. RefSeq lists its product as uncharacterized. The record is from RefSeq and is a predicted model, not a curated record. The coding region runs from base 1 to 1953 and encodes 650 amino acids. NCBI's taxonomy places the organism in Eukaryota, Viridiplantae, Streptophyta, Magnoliopsida, Rosales, Rosaceae. The transcript has 3 exons. Gene Ontology annotation, molecular function: protein dimerization activity.